Acanthochromis polyacanthus (spiny chromis) is the source of this 2975-nucleotide messenger RNA. RefSeq names its product ral GTPase-activating protein subunit beta-like. The record is from RefSeq and is a predicted model, not a curated record. The coding region runs from base 561 to 2828 and encodes 755 amino acids. NCBI's taxonomy places the organism in Eukaryota, Metazoa, Chordata, Actinopteri, Pomacentridae. Gene Ontology annotation, biological process: regulation of small GTPase mediated signal transduction; activation of GTPase activity. The transcript is spliced from 17 exons. Gene Ontology annotation, molecular function: GTPase activator activity.
UGGUAGCAUUACUUCUGUCAAAACAGAACAUGGUCUCUGAAUCCUUGUCUCAGAUCUCAGACUCCUGGUCCAUGACGUCUAACCCAGUCUGCUUAUUUUUUAUGGGUUCCAGUUUCACUAGAACAAAAAACCUUUAAACAUUUCUGGGUCACGUGUGUUGUACCUGCACUCAUGAAGUCUGGAAGCACCUGAUCUCUUCAGGUAACUGUGUCUGUGUCCGUUUCCCAGAGAGCUGCUGAGGUUCAAACAAUUAGUGAGUGUGGUGGAUUUAAGGCGAGCCUCCAUCCUCAUCCUGCUGUCCCUGCUGCCCCUCCCUCUGCAGUUUGGAUUCCUCCAAUCAGAGGUAACCUCCCACUUACCUGCACGUAGCGGUGAUACCUGGACCACAAUCACAGUAACAUUCACCUGUGUGCACUCAGGUCUUAGUAGAUGGGAGGUUCAGUGCUGAUGAUGUCAUAGCAGGUCGCUUUCUGUCUCUGAAGCCCCGCCUCAUCAGUGUUCUGAUUGGAGCUCUGCAGACGGAGACGGACACAUCCAACACACAGCUCCUCCUGGCGGCGAUGCUGAACGUGGUUCAGGACUCUGCUCUGUUUGAGGUCGCAGGACAAACCCAGCAGGAACCUGAGUCCCAGCAUAGUGGAGCCAAACCCAGACGGACAGCGGGGGGGACCAGUGGGAACAGAUGGACCAGAGGACCAGCUGUUCAAUCAGAUGCAGCGGCAGUUCUGUGGGUUCAGUUUGUGCGUUCCCUGACUCAGCGUCUGACAUCUCAGUGGAGGAAUGACUCAGCAGUUUGUCUGUCAGCACUGGAAGUACUGGGAGGACUGGCCAAGGUGCAGGUUCAGGUGGACGAGGUGGAGAGGAGGCGGGCGGUCAGCUCCGUUUGUACCUACAUCGUGUUCCAGUGCAGUCGUCCUCCUCAGCUUCACUCCAGAGAUCUGCACUCCAUCAUCGUCGCCGCUUUCUACUGUCUGAAUGUCUGGUUAACCCAACACCCCGCCCUGCUGGACCACCAGGUAACUGACCGCCAGGUAGCUGACCGCCAGGUAACUUACCACCAGGUAAGGUGUGGUGCAUGUGUGUGUUUUCAGGAGUGUCUGUUGGAGGUCCUAGAGAUUGUGGAAUUGGGAAUUUCAGGCAGUAAGUCCCGACAGGAACAGGAAGUGAAGCGUAAAGAGGAGAAGGACCUUAACCCGGCCUCUCUGAGGGUGAAGGAGGCGGCUGAGGCCACGCUGAGCUGUAUUAUGCAGGUUUCGGAGGCGUUCCCGUUCGUUGGCGGGUCACUGAGUGAAGACGCUCUGAUUGGCUGCUCUGCUUUAAGUGACAGCAGCCUGAAGAAGUUCAGAUAUUUUGUGGUUGAAAGCUCCGUCAUUCUGGCCAUGCUGGAACAAGGAUCAGGACCUGAACAGGCUCCGUAUCCGUCGCUCACAGUAUUGAUCAGAGGACCGUCAGGACGUCACAUUUGGACUCUGGAGCUCCACCUGCAGCCCAGAGGUGGACGAGCACAGACACAGCAAUCUCCGAUCUCAGAACAGAGCCGGGGAACCCAGGAGGAUGCAGGGAUACGAAGUCCUGUCAAACAUCAGCUGUUUCCUGAAAACAUGGACAGAGUUCCUCCAGUUAGAGCAGACCGGAGCAUUCCAGCUCUGCAAGAAACCGCAACAGAGCAGGUGCAGCAGCAGCUGGAGUGUCUGCGAGCAGCGUUGAGGAGACAGCAGCAGAUUGAAGCUCGGCCAAUAGUCAGCGGUCGUUCGGUCGUCAUGACAACCUGUAGGCCACCGCCCUUAGCUACCCGGUUCCAGACAGCGAGACUCUUCCUGUCCCACUUGGGCCUCCUGACACCUGACAGCGUGAAGGAUCCAGGUAUCAGCGGUGUCCCCGCCCACCUUGUCUCUCUGGACUCGUCUCUUCCUGGUUUCUCUGAGAGUCUGAGACGAUUGGACAAGCUGCCGCCCAGAAACUGUGACUCCGCCUUCAUCUUCUACUUGAGAGCAGGACAGAGGACAGCUGCUGAGGUCCUGAGGAACGUGGAGUCUCGCUGCAGCGUCCAGUCUCACUUCCUGGACCUGCUGUCGUCUCUCGGUUGGCCGGUGCAGGUGGGGCAGCAGCAGGGGGGCGGGGCUCACAGCAGCCGCUCAGAGUUCCGUGCUGUGCUGGGAGACAGUGGAGGGGACGUGUUUGAUGGACGGACGUUUGUCCUGAUGUUCUCCGACGCCCUGACAGACAUCACUUUCAUCGUCCCGUCGCCAUCACACAAAGCAUUCGAUUGGUCAAAGACUUCAGAGGAGGCGGAGCCACUGAAUGAGUCACCAUCUGACCUGCAGAAUCACCCUGACUCCGCCCCCAACUCCACAACCUGUCCAGUUGUAGACAUAAAGUUGGGUUCUCCGGUUCUUGGUUCCGGCUGCCAGCUGAUGAUCGUUUGGGUCGAACGCUUUGAGGACAUCGAGAGUUUCCCCCUGAAGGAGCUGAUGUCAGAGCACAGGACCCAGACCAGGACCCAGACAGAGUCCAGUCCAUCAGACGUCCAGCUGGUCUUCAUCCAUCCGCUGAAAACUGGACUCUACUCCGUCUGUCUCCAUGGAAACGGCUCCAGCAAAUUCAGCCUGGCCGUCCCACUGGUCAGCGGGAGUGUAGUCAGCAUGAGGUCACUGGGUUUCCUGCUCAGAGAGAUGGUGAUCAAUGGUUGCCAUAGGCGACGGCUGGACAGUGACUCCGCCCCCCCGCCUCACAUCAGACGGAAACACGCCAUCAGUGACAUCAUCCAUCGGUACCGGUGCCGCCGCUCUGAGCCUGCCUUCUACUCCGCCCUGUUCCAGGACCUCUGAGCUGUUGCCAUGGAAACCCUGUUGUUUUUAUUUACUGUGUUUAAAAUGUGCAGUAAACCGGCCAAUCAGAACAAGGUGUACGACUGUUACAGGUGACUGAUGAUGUCACCUGGCUGAUGAUGAUGCGUAAUAAAAUUGCCAAACAUC